Aureobasidium pullulans EXF-150 is the source of this 702-nucleotide messenger RNA. RefSeq names its product pectate lyase. The coding region runs from base 1 to 702 and encodes 233 amino acids. Lineage: Eukaryota; Fungi; Ascomycota; Dothideomycetes; Dothideales; Saccotheciaceae. Gene Ontology annotation, biological process: pectin catabolic process. The transcript is spliced from 2 exons. The record is from RefSeq and is a predicted model, not a curated record. Gene Ontology annotation, molecular function: pectate lyase activity. Gene Ontology annotation, cellular component: extracellular region.
AUGGGUCCCCUUCGCACUCGUGCCUCUGGCAGCUUCCCCAUCCCUGCCAGUCAGGGUUCCGUCACCUACGAUGACGCCAAGACCAUCUCCGGAUCCUUCGAUGGUGGUUACAAGACCUACGGCCGUGGUGUUGAGUGCGGUGGUCAGGCUGAGGGCCAGAACGGUGAUGCCGUCUUCGUCCUCGAGGACGGUGCUACCCUCAAGAACGCCAUCAUUGGCAAGGACCAGAACGAGGGUGUCCACUGUCUCGGUGCCUGCACCAUUGAGAACGUCUGGUGGGACGCUGUCUGUGAGGACGCUCUUACCUUCAAGGGUAACGGUGACGGAAAGGUCAUCGGUGGUGGUGCUCGCAACGCCGAGGACAAGGUUAUCCAGCACAACGGUGUUGGUUCCAUCUCUAUCGACGGCUUCACCGUCCAGGACUUCGGCAAGCUCUACCGCUCUUGCGGCAACUGCAAGCAGAAUGGCGAUGCCAGAAAAGUGACCAUUACCAACGUCAAGGCCACCAACGGCAAGUACCUUGUUGGUAUUAACUCGAACUACGGAGAUUCUGCCACUAUCACAAAGACCUGUGCUUCUUCUGUCAAGCACAUCUGCCAAGAAUACAAGGGUACUAGCAACAAUGACGAGGAGCCUUCUACUCUUUCUGAGGGUCCCUCCGAUGCCUGCAUCUACCAGGAGUCUGACGUCGAGGCUUGCUAA